Molecule: messenger RNA, 2030 nt
Organism: Phragmites australis (common reed)
Lineage: Eukaryota; Viridiplantae; Streptophyta; Magnoliopsida; Poales; Poaceae
Product: pyruvate kinase, cytosolic isozyme
Exons: 3
Coding region: 214-1761 (515 amino acids)
Biological process (GO): glycolytic process
Cellular component (GO): cytoplasm
Molecular function (GO): pyruvate kinase activity; magnesium ion binding; potassium ion binding
Source: RefSeq, a predicted model, not a curated record
GAAAAAUAAUAGAAACAUUAAAAUUCAGUGGUCACUCCCUCUCAUCCGGCUUCCACCUCCGCUCGCCGCCUUCGCCCACGGAAUCGCGAAAUUCCCCAUUCCUCCUCGGUCUCUAUAAAACUCGGCAACCAAAUCUCAAAUCCCAUCUCGCUGUUACUCAACACCACUCCCCAUUUCGGAUCGCCGCAGCUCCGGAGAGACAAGGAGAGCGCGAUGGCGAACAUUGACAUGGCGGCGAUCCUGGCGGACCUGGAGCGCGGCGACGGCGGCGGCGACGCGCGGCUGCCCAAGACCAAGCUCGUCUGCACGCUCGGCCCGGCCUCCCGCACCGUGCCCAUGCUCGAGAAGCUGCUCCGCGCCGGCAUGAACGUCGCGCGGUUCAACUUCUCGCACGGCACGCACGAGUACCACCAAGAGACGCUCGACAACCUCCGCCAGGCCAUGCACAACACAGGCAUCCUCUGCGCCAUCAUGCUCGACACCAAGGGUCCUGAAAUUCGUACUGGAUUUUUGAAGGAUGGUAAACCAAUCAAGCUAACUAAGGGUCAAGAAAUCACUGUUACUACUGAUUAUGAUAUCAAGGGCGAUGAGAAUACGAUCGCUAUGAGUUACAAGAAACUACCUGUAGAUGUGAAGCCUGGAAAUGUCAUUCUAUGUGCUGAUGGCACGAUCUCCUUGACUGUUCUGUCUUGCGAUCCUGAUGCUGGAACUGUGAGAUGUAGGUGUGAGAACACUGCAAUGCUCGGAGAAAGAAAGAAUUGCAAUUUGCCAGGAAUUGUUGUGGAUCUUCCUACACUGACUGAGAAAGAUAAAGAAGACAUUUUGGGAUGGGGUGUUCCAAAUGAUAUUGAUAUGAUUGCUCUAUCCUUUGUCCGUAAAGGUUCAGAUUUGGUGAAUGUCAGGCAAGUUCUUGGGCAACAUGCCAAGCGCAUUAAGUUGAUGUCAAAGGUCGAAAACCAAGAGGGUGUUAUAAACUUUGAUGAUAUCUUGAGGGAGACUGAUGCCUUUAUGGUUGCUAGAGGUGAUCUUGGAAUGGAGAUUCCUGUUGAGAAGAUUUUCCUUGCACAGAAGAUGAUGAUCUAUAAGUGCAACAUUGCUGGCAAGCCUGUUGUUACUGCUACUCAGAUGCUUGAGUCAAUGAUCAAAUCUCCGAGGCCAACUCGUGCUGAGGCCACUGAUGUUGCAAAUGCUGUUCUUGAUGGAACUGACUGCGUCAUGCUCAGUGGUGAGAGUGCUGCUGGAGCAUACCCCGAGGUUGCUGUGAAGAUCAUGGCUCGUAUCUGCAUCGAGGCAGAGUCUUCCCUCGACUAUGAGGCUGUUUUCAAGGCGAUGAUCAGGUCUGCGCCGCUUCCGAUGAGCCCACUGGAGUCUCUUGCAUCCUCUGCUGUGCGAACUGCCAACAAGGCCAGGGCUACACUGAUUGUCGUCUUGACUCGCGGUGGCACCACAGCCAAGCUGGUCGCGAAGUACCGGCCCAGGGUUCCAAUCCUCUCCGUGGUUGUCCCUGUGCUAACAACCGAUUCAUUCGACUGGACCAUCAGCUCUGAGGGCCCGGCAAGGCACAGCCUAAUAUACAGAGGUCUCAUUCCCCUCCUUGCCGAGGGCUCUGCCAAGGCUACCGAUUCAGAGUCCACAGAGGUGAUCCUGGAGGCAGCACUGAAGUCGGCCGUCAAGAAGCAGCUGUGCAAGCCUGGUGACGCCAUUGUAGCUCUACACCGUAUCGGCGUCGCUUCUGUCAUCAAGAUCUGCAUCGUGAAGUGAUCAUCAGACACGAUUAUUUGAGUCCCAGGGUUUCGCAUCGCUGGGAUUCAUGAAACGGAACUUCUCUGCCUGUUUUAGAACUCCAUGUUUCAGAGACAGUUAAUUACGCGCCCUGCCUGCAUUUUGCAGGAUGCCUUUAUUUACAUAGAUUUGAGCUGGUAAAUGAGGAGAGAGGACUCCAUUAUGCAGAACUCUACUACUGUCUAUGUUCAUUGUCCUGUAUUUGGCAGGUAGUUUUUUAAAAUUAAGUUGAAAUAUGCUUUAGUAUA